Messenger RNA from Xyrichtys novacula (pearly razorfish), 261 nucleotides. NCBI's taxonomy places the organism in Eukaryota, Metazoa, Chordata, Actinopteri, Labriformes, Labridae. The record is from the annotation of a GenBank genome assembly.
AUGGACAGUCCAUCGACGAGGGACACUGGAGGUCAGUUUGCACCAACACCUGCACCAAACAACACCGCACCCAACACCACAAAAACUAGGACCCAAUCAAAGGUCAACCAGUGCAGAGUAGGAGGUUUCUGGUUAGGGUUUUGGUCGAGCUUGCGUCUGUUUGCUGUUGCGAUUGCGGAGAGUCACUGUUCUCUGCCCGUGAUCUCCCACCAUCUGAUCAAAGAUGGAAUGGUGGGAUACUCCUUCUCCUCAACUACCUGA